Messenger RNA from Pseudogymnoascus destructans, 732 nucleotides. RefSeq lists its product as uncharacterized. The coding region runs from base 1 to 732 and encodes 243 amino acids. The record is from RefSeq and is a predicted model, not a curated record. The transcript has a single exon. Lineage: Eukaryota; Fungi; Ascomycota; Leotiomycetes; Thelebolales; Thelebolaceae.
AUGCUAGACAACCACAGCUACUACUUCCACUUACCCCACGAUGACGAUGACGACGACGAGGAUACUCGCUCGCCAUAUCCAAUCGUGCCGACGUUUCGAGAGUGGCCCUUCCCGCACGACCAGCUGCCGCCGUCUUGGACACAAACUGCACCGCCCGAAUUGUUGGAACAACCACAGACAUAUUCCGUUUCCAGUCUGACCAUGGCGCUGCGACAACGUGAUGUAACCUGCCGCAUCACCGGCUAUCGAGAAGGGCUUCAAACGGCGCAUGUGUGCCCCCAGGCGGAAGAAGAUUGGUACCUACGAAACAGCAUGCCGAGAUAUAAUUCUGGGAAUUCCGAAAGCGUUGAUAAUCCAGCCAAUGCUCUUCUUCUCCGCGCAGAUUUGCAUAUUGCUUUCGACAAGCCUAGCUUCGUCUUCGUCCCUAAACCCGCUAGUGUUGAAUCGCAACAGUUUGUUCUCCACCUGCUCGAGCCAUCUCAGGAAUUUGAAUCUCUAUAUCAUAAUCGAGCGAUGCAAAGUUUUAGGAGUGAGUGUGGAGCUCUUGUUUGCACGUUUGGCCUGGACCAUUUUCCCAUUAGUGGCCGGCUUCCUAAAGGGCAAGAUACAACGACGCCUACGAUUAAGCACGAUGAUAAACAAGGCAGAUGGGGCAGAGAUGGCAGCUUUCUUCGCGUCGGCAGAGCAGUGCGAGGAUCUAGUUUCGAGGACAUCCAAGUCUCGAAAUGUUAG